CGGUAACAUUUGCAUGACUUUAGGAAUACAAUAGCAUUUCUUCGAUUGGUUUCUGUAAUUAUCCUUCAUAAGAUGACUACAACGUUGGCAAAUGAACGUUUACGUUAUAAACUUCAUUCUAUCAAUUAUCCAGCCUAUGAUGCUUUCGAUAUUUCAGAUAUAGCAAAUGUGCGAAACGUAGUUGUUUGGCUCGAAGAUAGACUAAUUAGAGCUCUCCCUGCGGAUAAAAGACUACGUGAUAUACAGUCCCCAGAAUGGAUAAAUUAUCUUAAUAAGUAUCUCCAGACUAUAAAAUGCCCUUUUAAUGAAUCAAGCUCUUGGGCUAUGUUGGAUUGGCUGCUCAGCAAGGCGUUGUUUUUAGAAUCUAACUCACCUAAAAGUACUGUACAGAACAAUACACCUGAGAAUGCUAACACAACAGUUUCUACUAAUGCUUUUAGUAGCAUAGAUGUUAACAGUAAUGAAUUCAAGGAAAAUGUCCUGAAAGCAGCCAAGUUAUUACAGAUUCCAUUACACUCAGACAUUAAAACAUUAUUCAAGGCUGUUUGUCUAGUUAUCGAACAGAAACUUGAGGUGAAUACAUUAAAUAAUGCUAUCAAAGAUUACGGUACAUGCAAGAUAGAUAUGCUGAAGCUGGACGAUGUGUGUCUUGGAUUCGAUGUCAGCGAUCCAAAUGUAAAAGCUGCAGCAAUUGCUCUAAGACUUUUAAAUAUCGACAGACUACGUAAAUUACAAGAUCAGGCUAAUGCAGGUAUAGUACAAGUCCAAAGACUCACAGCAGACCCUAAAACUGACGAGAAACUUGGCAAAGUUGGUUUUUAAUUUUUAAACAAUAUUUGCUAGUUGAAUACAUACAUUUCUUUAUGUGUA
Messenger RNA from Trichobilharzia szidati, 870 nucleotides. NCBI's taxonomy places the organism in Eukaryota, Metazoa, Platyhelminthes, Trematoda, Strigeidida, Schistosomatidae. The record is from the annotation of a GenBank genome assembly.